AUGCAGCAGCCAACUGGAGGAGUAGAGCUGCAGGACGAAUCCUUUGAUUUCCUGUUCAAGAUCAUCCUGAUUGGAGAUUCUAACGUGGGCAAGACCUGCGUGGUCCAGAGCUUCAAGUCAGGACAGUUCUCAGAGAGGCAACAGAACACCAUAGGAGUGGACUUCACCGUGCGGACAGUGGACAUCGACGGCAAGAGAAUUAAGAUGCAGGUAUGGGACACGGCUGGACAGGAGCGUUUCCGGACCAUCACCCAUAGUUACUACCGCAGCGCCCACGGCGCCAUGAUCGCCUAUGACAUCACACGCCACGGAACCUUUGACUCCGUGUCCAAUUGGAUCAGGGAGGUGGAGCUGUACGGCGCGGCCAAUGUAGUGCUCUGUCUCAUUGGUAACAAGUCUGACUUGGAGUCUGAGCGUCAGGUGUUGUUCCAGGAGGCAUGCUGUAUGGCUGAGGAGAGAGGCCUCCUGGCAGCAUUAGAGACCUCCGCUAAGGAGGCCCAGAAUGUGGACGAUGCCUUCAUGAUGAUGGCCCGCGAGCUGCUGGCACGCAACGGCAUGGCCGUCCGGCAACAGGCCCCUAGCAACAAUGACUCGCCCCGCGUCCUGCUCCGAGCCAACUCACGACCAAUCAACGGGCCAGCGGUGAUCACAGACAAGAAGACGUGUUGCUGA
Salvelinus namaycush (lake trout) is the source of this 672-nucleotide messenger RNA. RefSeq names its product ras-related protein Rab-19-like. Lineage: Eukaryota; Metazoa; Chordata; Actinopteri; Salmoniformes; Salmonidae. The transcript has 3 exons. The record is from RefSeq and is a predicted model, not a curated record. Gene Ontology annotation, cellular component: trans-Golgi network. The coding region runs from base 1 to 672 and encodes 223 amino acids. Gene Ontology annotation, molecular function: GTP binding; GTPase activity.